Molecule: messenger RNA, 2492 nt
Organism: Cucumis sativus (cucumber)
Lineage: Eukaryota; Viridiplantae; Streptophyta; Magnoliopsida; Cucurbitales; Cucurbitaceae
Product: DEAD-box ATP-dependent RNA helicase 35
Exons: 3
Coding region: 569-2362 (597 amino acids)
Biological process (GO): mRNA splicing, via spliceosome
Cellular component (GO): spliceosomal complex
Molecular function (GO): RNA binding; RNA helicase activity; ATP binding
Source: RefSeq, a predicted model, not a curated record
AUCCAAAAUAUAUAAACAGUUCCUAUCUGAUGGUGCACCUCCGUUCCAUAGAUGCGCGUGUUCAACGACGGUGCAGCAGCAGUGGCGCGCGAGGGGAGGACUGGACCAAUAAAGAAAAGACAGUUGCUGGCUGGUGACGAUGAAGAGGGAAAGAAGAAGAAUUACAAACCUGAGCUCCCCACCUUCCACUCGCACUUGCCGUCGGCCGUUGUAGUGGCGUUGAGUCGCGAGGGAGAUAAACGCUACAGAAAAGAAAAAGGGAAUUUUGGGUUUUUUUUCUUUUGUAUGUGGGGGCAAUUUUGACAUUUCAUUUACUCAUCCCAAAAACUCUUCACUUCUUCCAAUUUUACACACCGUCAGAACUUCCGAGAGGAUCCCAAAAUUGCGCUGCUUAUUUCCUCCGACUAGGGCGGCUCCCGGUCUUCUCGACGGAGACCCUUCAUCCGAUUUAACUCGCUCUGGGUCACCUUCUCCAUUUGGGGUUCUUGUUCGAAUCCCGACAACGAAGAGCAAGAGGACUGAUCUGCUCCCCUUGUAAAAGACUCGAGUGCAGAGAGAGGGCUCUACGAUGGAUGUUCAAAUGAAGGACGAAAAGAGCUUGGAAGAAGAAGAUGAAUAUGUUGAAUAUGUUCCUGUGGCAAAACGUAGAGCAAUGGAAGCUCAAAAGAUUCUUAUGCGCAAGGGCAAGGCUUCUGCUCUUGAGGAAGAGUUGGAGAAAUCAAGACUUGCUGAAGCCAAGCCUAGUCUCCUUGUAAAAGCAUCUCAGAUGAAGCGUGACCAACCAGAAGUUAGUCCAACAGAACAGAUUGUUCAGCAAGAGAAAGAGAUGAUCGAGCAUUUAUCUGAUCGUAAAACUCUAAUGUCAGUUCGUGAACUAGCAAAAGGAAUUACAUACACAGAGCCAUUAUUGACUGGAUGGAAGCCACCGUUGCCAAUCAGGAGAAUGCCAAAAAAGGCGUGUGAUUUGAUUCGUAAACAGUGGCACAUAAUAGUUGAUGGUGACGAGAUCCCACCGCCUAUCAAAAACUUCAAGGACAUGAGACUCCCUGAACCAGUUUUGAAGAAAUUGAAAGAAAAAGGAAUUGUGCAACCUACUCCCAUUCAAGUCCAAGGUCUUCCUGUUAUUUUAUCUGGGAGAGAUAUGAUUGGGAUUGCAUUUACGGGUUCAGGAAAGACCCUAGUUUUUGUUCUUCCUUUGAUAAUGAUCGCAUUGCAAGAAGAGGUCAUGAUGCCUAUUGUUUCAGGAGAAGGACCUUUUGGUUUGAUUAUUUGUCCAUCAAGAGAGCUUGCUAGACAGACCUAUGAAGUGGUGGAACAGUUUUUAAUUCCCAUGAAGGAGGCUGGAUAUCCAGAACUAAGGCCUUUACUUUGUAUAGGUGGAGUGGAUAUGAGGUCACAAAUAGAGGUUGUGAAGAAGGGUGUUCAUAUUGUUGUUGCAACCCCUGGGAGGUUGAAGGAUAUGUUGGCAAAAAAGAAAAUGAACCUUGAUAAUUGCAGGUAUCUUACUUUAGAUGAGGCUGAUAGACUAGUGGAUCUGGGAUUCGAAGAUGAUAUUAGGGAAGUUUUUGAUCAUUUUAAGGCUCAACGUCAAACUCUACUAUUUUCUGCCACAAUGCCUACCAAAAUUCAAAAUUUUGCAAGAAGUGCCCUAGUAAAGCCUGUGACUGUUAAUGUGGGAAGAGCUGGAGCUGCAAAUCUUGAUGUCAUCCAGGAGGUCGAGUAUGUGAAACAAGAGGCAAAAAUUGUUUACUUGCUCGAGUGCCUACAGAAAACUCCACCUCCAGUGUUGAUAUUCUGCGAGAACAAAGCGGAUGUUGAUGACAUUCACGAGUAUCUACUCUUGAAAGGUGUUGAAGCAGUGGCAAUUCAUGGAGGAAAAGAUCAGGAAGAGAGAGAAUAUGCUAUAUCUUCCUUUAAGGCUAGCAAGAAAGAUGUAUUGGUUGCUACUGAUGUUGCAUCAAAGGGUUUAGAUUUUCCAGACAUUCAGCAUGUAAUCAACUACGAUAUGCCGGCUGAAAUUGAAAAUUAUGUCCAUAGGAUUGGACGAACGGGACGAUGUGGUAAGACAGGUAUUGCAACAACAUUCAUAAACAAGAAUCAAAGCGAAACAACUCUCCUUGAUUUAAAGCACCUUCUGCAAGAAGCCAAACAGAGGAUUCCACCAGUGUUGGCUGAGCUCAAUGACCCAAUGGAGGACGUGGAAGCUAUCACGAAUGCAAGUGGUGUCAAAGGUUGCGCAUAUUGUGGUGGACUUGGUCAUCGUAUCCGUGACUGCCCCAAGCUAGAGCACCAGAAAAGCAUGGCAAUUGCAAGUUCAAGAAGAGAUUAUUUUGGUUCAGGCGGUUAUAGAGGAGAAAUUUGAGAAAGCUGAGAAUAGAGUACCGAUGCUUUUUGUUUGAUUUCUCCCUUGCUCUAAGCGGAUUGUAAAUGUAUGAACUGAUAAAUUAGUGGUAGCUAGAUAUUCCAAUGAAAUCAUGUAGUUUGUUGUUUUA